Molecule: messenger RNA, 1284 nt
Organism: Striga hermonthica
Lineage: Eukaryota; Viridiplantae; Streptophyta; Magnoliopsida; Lamiales; Orobanchaceae
Source: the annotation of a GenBank genome assembly
AUGGAAGUCAAUGGUCACAGGCGAGGCAGACAGAAGGAUCUUGUUGCCUAUCAAAAUGGUGAGUUGAGCACGUCAAGUAGUGAAGAUGACCUUGAUCCCUGGACUGCCUGGGCUUACAAGCCUCGCACCAUAACGUUUUUACUUAUCGGUGCAUGCUUUCUUGUAUGGGCAAGUGGAGCACUUGAUCCCGAACGUAGUUCAGAAACUGAUCUUGUCACUACUGUGAAAAGGGGUUUAUGGGCUAUGAUUGCUGUGUUCCUUGCCUACUGCUUGUUUCAAGCGCCUUCUCCUGUUCUGAUCCGGCCACAUCCUGCAAUUUGGCGCCUUGUUCAUGGAAUGGCUGUCAUUUAUCUUGUCGCACUAACGUUUCUCCUUUUCCAGAAGCGUGACGAUGCACGGCAGUUCAUGAGGUUCCUGCAUCCUGAUCUUGGUGUUGAGCUUCCUGAGAGAUCUUAUGGUGCCGAUUGCCGAAUAUAUGUGCCCGAAAAUCCCUCAAGCAGGUUUAAGAAUGUUUAUGAUACACUUUUUGAUGAGUUUGUUCUGGCACAUAUUCUUGGAUGGUGGGGGAAAGCCAUAAUGAUCCGUAACCAGCCACUGUUGUGGGUGCUUUCUAUUGGAUUUGAGUUAAUGGAGCUUACCUUUCGCCACAUGUUGCCAAACUUCAAUGAGUGCUGGUGGGAUAGCAUCAUUCUCGAUAUAUUGAUCUGCAAUUGGUUCGGUAUUUGGGCAGGAAUGCGUACUGUUCGGUACUUUGAUGGUAAAACUUACGAAUGGGUUGGUAUAAGUCGGCAGCCUAAUAUCAUGGGCAAAGUGAAAAGAACACUAGGUCAAUUUACACCUGCCAGGUGGGAUAAAGACGAAUGGCAUCCCCUUCUUGGCCCCUUGCGAUUUAUUCAAGUUUUGAGCCUUUGCAUUAUUUUCUUGACUGUGGAACUCAACACCUUUUUUCUCAAGUUUUGCCUUUGGAUUCCUCCUCGGAACCCUAUCAUAAUCUAUAGGUUGGUUUUGUGGUGGCUUAUAGCAAUACCCACGAUUCGUGAGUAUAAUUCCUACUUGCAAGACAGAAAAACAGUAAAGAAAGUUGGAGCAUUUUGCUGGCUUUCGCUUGCUAUCUGCAUUGUUGAGCUCCUUAUUUGUAUUAAGUUUGGACAUGGAUUAUUCUCUAAUUCAAUGCCCGGGUGGUUGGUCGUAUUUUGGUCGUUUGCUGGGACUGUGAUUGUGAUUUUCUUGGCUGUAUGGUCAUGGCAACAACUGCACAGAUCAACAAAGAGAAAGCUGCAAUAA